ACACACCAGCUCACCACUGCGCUUGGCACUUUGCACAGGUUCACGGCUGUUCCCUCAGGGUCAUUGCUCACCGCGCAUUAUUUUCCUGCCAGCUGCGUCAGCGUUGUAUGACGCAUGCCUCACGGGCGUUCAAUAACCCUUGCAUCAUCUCAAGGCAAGAAGCAGCGGCAGAGCGUGCCGGGUGAAGACCUUUGAGACCAAGGCUAUACAUACAGCAGCAGCAGCCGUGCGCAGUAUGAGCGAAAUGGCGAAAGGGGCGGAGGGCCAAGAGGCGCAGGAUGUAGGAAUGGGCGAGUCGGGCAAGGGGCCCGAGCCUGGGACCGAAGAGGAAGCCCCAUGGCAAGAGGUCAGGACGUGUCUUCUCUGCUUCAACAAGCUCCGCGACCCCAGUGUCAAGUACCAGGCCAACCCAUCCAAGGAGAACGCGAGUGGCCUGAUAAUCGCCACCGGCAGCUGCUGGCACGUGUUUCACCUCGACUGCAUCCAGAGAUGUCUCAUGAACCAGUCCUUGUGCCCUGUUUGCGAAAAUAAGGGGUGGGAGUUCGCAGCGAUCAUUCAUUUGAAAGGCUACCCGAGGGUGGAAUCUUGAGCCAGCAGCAGCUGGAACACGUUUUGUCAUGCCGUAUGCAACCUUUCCCACCUCUUUGGUGUUAUGCAGGUUGGACAGAUGCUAUUGCUAAACCGUGCUUACUGUGAUCUAGGAGCGUUAAGGGAGAAGUUUACGCUUCUCUCCGAUCGCUGAGUUGAAGAACCACUUGUUGAUUGGUUGAGGUGUUGAUUUGGUGUGACCGCUCCUCCGAACUGGAUUCGAACGGAAAGGUUAGGUGUUUUUCACUCGUAUUGGCUGCGGGGUUGAUUUGAUGAUUUGGUGUGACCUCGCUCCUCCGGACGUGGUUCUCACGGCACUACUGUAUGCAAAGAGAUAACAAGAACGAAUUUGCACCGGUCCCGCAUGAUAGGGUGGUGCGGUAGACCGUAGAAAGAGGCUGGUGUAUUAUUCCUGAUUCCGAGAGAGCCAGAUUACAACUUCGGUUGUGACAAACCAACGCGACGACUGUCGUCGACGUUGCCUGUCGGGAGCGGGGGUUGCCGCGGGUGGGAAGGACGGCUGGCUGCUGGCUGAAUUUGGUCAUAAUUCUUGGGGGAUGUGGAGCUCCGGUCGUUGUUAUUCCAAGCGCACAUUGGGAGCGAAAAAGCCGCUUCUGCCAUGUUUUGGUGACGCUACGACUCACAGAACCCGCUAAGUCAGACAAACAUCUCUUGCUCUCUGUUGGUGAAGCGCCAAGUCACCACCAUGACAGCAGCGAGGGGCACAACACGCCGACCUGCUUCCUGAUACGUCACACCGACACAGGUGCUGCGCGACCUAUUUAGUUCGGUGUCCAAACAUAACUACCACCACCCUGCGACGCAAACCCUGUCACGGAGGAUGGCCAAACAAGUAACGUCUCGGAGCGGGUUGGUGCAGUGACCGGCCAUGCCUACACGGUUCUUGCGAAAAUGCGAUAAUGAAGUGAUGGCUACAGCGCGCCUCGCCUGCUGACGCUUUCGGGUAAAACUCUUUGCGGAAACAAGGAAGAUGUUGGUUGAACUAGCUGCCACCAACCACAAAAUCUCUCAGAGAGAAACCAAGUGUCGCCGCUGCAGACGCAACACUGUGGGAUUUGCCAAGCCUACUUGCCCAAGGGAGCAUAACGGUCUGGGGAUAUGCAAGUAUUUCUAAGCGCGCAACCGCCGAGCUUUGCAUGCUUGACCCCCAACCUGUUGGUCGCUGGUUCUCACGUAAGAUACAAAACAAAACGUGAAGAACAGAAAAAAAAAUCAGGCCCCUGCCUCCCGGUUACGAACAAACCUCCUAUAGAGCGAAUCAGGCGAAACGACGUGGGUCUCCUCAAUACAUUAUUCACAUUCACAGCUGACAACAUCAGAAACGAGCAUCAUACCAUUCCCACACUACCUCCUGCCACGGUGGGGCGUUUCCCGGCAUGCCAACCCCGUCAGUCACAACUCCCCGAUGGUCCACCUCUCUCCAACCGUCGAUGCCAUGGAACUCGCAAAUCGCGCUCAGGGCGUCACUCCUCGCGUCAUCCAAGGCAGCCACACCGUCCGCACAACCACUUCCGCCAGCCUGAGAAGUGCUGGUCGCUGAGGUGGCCAUACCAGAUCCCAGCACCAGAGUAUCGACGACGUGACUCUCUAGUCGAAGCGUGCUGGACGUUUCACUCAAGCACAUCUGCGCGAAUGCCUUCACCGGAAACCGGGGGUCCGGGGAUGGACACGAAAAGUGUAUGUUUUCCUCCUUGAUGACCCCGCGCUCAAGGCCAUGUCUAGGGCACGACAGUGGAGCGUUGUGCCAUGGGGAGUGCAGAUGAAACUCGGAAAAGUAGCGCCUGUAGCGAAACGAAGCACCGGCCACGAGAAAAGGGCGACUGGCAUCUGGAGACCA
Messenger RNA from Ectocarpus siliculosus, 2446 nucleotides. The record is from the annotation of a GenBank genome assembly. Lineage: Eukaryota; Phaeophyceae; Ectocarpales; Ectocarpaceae.